AUGCCACCACUAUGGAAGGCACUUGUUGCACAACUUGCAAGUAUGGGGAAGGGCCCUGGAAAGAGAACAAAUCCAUGGGAAAUGGAUGAGAAUUCGGUGAAGAGAAAAAAGCUCACAGGUGGUAAAAAGAAUGGCGUUACGACAGAUAAACCUUCAAAAAACGCGUCAGAAAACGUGUCGGCUGCACAGAAACAGAACAUUGACGUGUCAGGGUCGGACCCCACAUUACGGCUGUCUUCUGUGAUGAACCAGGGUCAAAGUCAACAGGAUUGCAUUGACAUGUUCCUUGGUUCCUUUCAAUGCCAGAUCCCUGUACCCCAUACAGCGGACCUUAUGGCACCCAGAUAUCAAUCAUUCCAGAUCGAGAAACCUGUGUCAGAGUUUUUCACAGGUACCUACCCCUGGGAUGAAAAGGAUCAGGAUGCCGACAAGGAAGAGGCCCAUUCCCUGGAUGUAGAGGAUGAAGAAAUAGGUGAAGAUGCAGGUAAAAUAGAUCUUCGAGCUAUUGGAAAAUUUGAAAUCACUCACAUAUUGUUUCAUGAAGACCUCCCAGAAAUGAAAGAAAUUCGAGAUGGGAAGCAACGCCAAGCCCCUACGUUAGACCAAGCCAGGGCCGCCCUGAAAGAUUUGAAAGAGAUUCUUGAUCCCCCACGAAAAACAGGUGCUGGACACAAAGAUCCCAGCCUGGAUCUCUUUGUCCGAAAAAAGGUCCAAGGCAUGGUCAGCAUGCUGAAUUUUUACACAAUCCCCCACUCACAUACAUACGGAAAAUGGGGUGCAUCUGCCCUCCAAGCUACUGUCUCUAUGGGGAGAGGUCGUUAUUGCACGCGUCAACUUACUGCACUGGUGCGGAAAUUCCUGGAUGAUCAUACCUUUCUUCCGGUUAAUCCCUAUGGAGAUUGGAACCAAUCAAUGCUCAUUGAUGAGGAUUUAUCCCUGGACAUCAAUUUGUAUCUCCAAGAAAUCAGAAAGGAUGUCUCAGCAAAGAAGGUGGUCAGUUUUCUUGCUCAGGAAGAGGUGAAACAGAAACAUGGCAUUACCAAAGCGAUUUCUGAAUGGACGGCGCGUUGA
This is a messenger RNA of Laccaria bicolor S238N-H82, 1071 nucleotides long. RefSeq lists its product as uncharacterized. NCBI's taxonomy places the organism in Eukaryota, Fungi, Basidiomycota, Agaricomycetes, Agaricales, Hydnangiaceae. The coding region runs from base 1 to 1071 and encodes 356 amino acids. The transcript is spliced from 2 exons. The record is from RefSeq and is a predicted model, not a curated record.